Molecule: messenger RNA, 543 nt
Organism: Capronia coronata CBS 617.96
Lineage: Eukaryota; Fungi; Ascomycota; Eurotiomycetes; Chaetothyriales; Herpotrichiellaceae
Exons: 1
Coding region: 1-543 (180 amino acids)
Cellular component (GO): endosome
Molecular function (GO): phosphatidylinositol-3-phosphate binding
Source: RefSeq, a predicted model, not a curated record
AUGGAGAACCACAACUCCACAUCCGAUGCCGUCCCCAGUGACGCUGUUUCGGAUCAGGCAUAUACUCCUUAUUGGCAAAAUAGCCAUGAUUCAGGACAUUCGGACAAUCCUUCUCCAGACCGUCCACCGCCCAUCAUCCUCGAAGAUCAUACCGAAUCUCGAGCAGCCAGCAGAGCGGCGCUUUGGGCCAAGUCCAUAACCAUUGAUGACUAUGUCAUUGUCCAUGGCAGUCCUCCGGGCAUCGGAGCCUACGUGGUGUGGAAUUGCAAAGUCCAAACACUCGAUGGAGGGCCCAUGACCAUUCGCAAACGAUACUCGGAAUUUGCCGAGCUACGGAGCAGGUUGAUCAGAGCAUUUCCUCAAUCGACUAAGACCUCGCUCCCACCACUGCCCCCCAAAAGCGCCAUCUACAAAUUUCAACCCAAGUUCCUGGAGAGGAGGCGGGAAGGUCUGGCCUACUUUCUGAGCUGCGUCAUGCUCAAUCCGGAAUAUGCUGGUUCGACGAUUGUCAAAGAUUUCAUCUUUCCACCAGAGUCGACUUGA